AUGUCUGCUGAAAUUAAUAAAAUGCAUAUUCUUGAUAAAAAAUGCAAGCAUGUAGCAAUAUCAAGUUUGACAAAACAAGAAAUUUGUCAAAAGCUUUUUGCAUAUAACUCUCCUAAACAAAAAGAUCUAGUGUUUUUAUAUAAUAUUUCUGAGCAAGCUGUAUCUGAUAUUUGGCAAGAUAAAAAUAAGCAGCUUCAACUUAAAUUGCAAUAUGCUUUCGCAAAACAAAUAGUAUUGACAGAUGAAAUUCUCAUAGAAAAGGCUAAAAAUAUUGCUUCUAGUAUUGAAGAAGAACAAUUCUAUGUGCACCAUCAGAAGCUAAGCUUAAUGCAGAAUGAUGAAGGUUACAUUCUAUUAUCACACAAUACUCAUUGGAUUAUGUAUGGAAUGCCAAUGAAACAGAAGUUUUUUGAAAACAAGAGCCAACAAGAACUCUUGCUACUAGUCCUCAACAAGGUUUCAAUCUGGACAAGAAUAUUAAAAGAUUGGAAUAAACAUCUUAGUAAAAGCAGCAAAAAUAUUCUUCUUAUCAUUGAUGGUGCACCAGUAUAUUGCCUGGAAGAAAAUGUUAAACUGAACCAUAUUUGCAUUGAAUUCUUGAUGCCUAAUGCUACUGCUCAUAUUCAACCUUGUGAUUAG
Molecule: messenger RNA, 639 nt
Organism: Cetraspora pellucida
Lineage: Eukaryota; Fungi; Glomeromycota; Glomeromycetes; Diversisporales; Gigasporaceae
Source: the annotation of a GenBank genome assembly